UUUUUAAGCACUUUUGUAACAUCGCUAGUAACUUUCAAUUGUUCUUCCUACUGGUGCAGAAUGUUUAACAUGAGCGUAUCAGAAUGGCUGACUAAAACGUUACUGCUACCGAAACCAGAUCCUCGAACAGAUGCCUAUCCUUUAAUGAGCUCCUGGACACCUACUGUUUUAAUCUCACUCACCUACGUUAUUGGAGUAUACGCCUGGAGAACGGAAUGCUUGAAAAAACAAGGAAAACAGCCUAAAAAUAAAGAAGAGUUUCAGCGAAAUAAUGAUCAAUCAUCAUCAUGGGAUUUUCUCAAGUGUUUAAUGGUCUUAUAUAACGUAUCGAUGGUUAUCUACUCCUGUGUAAUCACCUUUGGUACUUUAUGGGCUGUCUGGUGUCUGGGCUAUGGAUUAGGUUGUGAAGAACAACCUGAUCCUACUCAUGAGAAGUUCAAUAGCCUUUUAUUCCUUGCAUAUCUUUUCUAUUUCUCAAAAUUUGUGGAAAUGUUGGAUACCGUUUUUUUCUUAUGGCGAGGUAAAGUGGAUCAAGUCACAUUUCUACACGUCUUUCAUCAUGCUAGUAUGCCGCCAUCAAUUUGGUGGGGAGUAAAAUAUGCACCAGGGGGUAUUACCUACAUGUUUCCGUUGGCCAACAGCUUCAUUCACAUUGUGAUGUAUACGUAUUACGGACUGGCUGCUGCUGGAGCAUAUCGUUAUUUAUGGUGGAAAAAUUACUUGACCUUGGCGCAAAUGAUUCAGUUUGUCAUUCUAAUUUUACACCAAGGUCAAAUAUUUGUACGUUCGGCACCAUGUAACUAUCCCAAGGUAUUUCCAGCCGUAAUUGUGCUCUAUGCUAGUUUGUUUCUUGGUCUAUUCUCUAAUUUUUAUGUGAAAGCUUACUGGCGUAAACAACGAUUGGCUAAAGGUGUACAACAACGAAACGGUCGAACAGGUGAGAAGUCAGGUGAUCAAAAAUCAUUAACCAAUGAGAAUGGCUCUAUGAAACAAAGCAAUGGAUAUGCAUCUCUCACUAAUCACCAAACAAGACUACGCAAAAUUGAGCAAUAAUGAUUGAGUAUUUGGAUAAUAGGAAAUAUAACAGUAUAAGUUCCUCCUUUAGAUUUUGAAUCAAGAACGCACAUAAACAAAGAUUGUUUAUAUUCCUAAUCUAUUGGAAAAAACUGCUCAUUUUCUCCUCUUCAUGUAUUUUGUAUGCUGGUGUGCAGCUGUUGCCUUUUAAUAUGUAGGUGUCACAAGCACUGCCUGCUUUCCGCUUUUUGUAUGUGUGUUGUACGUGUGCAUUCACUCACUUUGGAAAAUAGUGCACAUGGUAAAAUAGAAAACUGACACUUGUUGUGUUGACGUUCGAGUAGAAACUGUAUUCGUCCAUGCGUACAGAAGUUAACCCCUGUCUACUGUGAGACACAACAACAAAGUGUGCACACAUCUCCCCGUGCAUAUGUGUGUGUUUCUACGCAUGUUCUCUCUUCCUUUACUGACUCCAAGCUGGUUUGCUCUCCUAAUCUCACUCUUUUCUCUUUCUUCCAGUUCCUACCACGAGUGUAAAAUUGAAUGAAUCUUGUAUAGAUCAUUAGUAGUUUGCGUAACAUAAAUUGAUGUAUAUGUUUGACAAAUAAUUUCGAGUUACGCUUC
This is a messenger RNA of Heterobilharzia americana, 1638 nucleotides long. Lineage: Eukaryota; Metazoa; Platyhelminthes; Trematoda; Strigeidida; Schistosomatidae. The record is from the annotation of a GenBank genome assembly.